AUGGACUCUCCGCUUGGACUCGCCAAGUUCCUGUUCCCACAGGUCCCUUCACUGGCAAACACGGCAGUAUGGCAUUCCCUGGGCAUGACCGAGACGUCCUCGAAAUGGGAUUUACGAACGACCCUUACCGUCCAGGUAUUACGGACAAUGAUGUCAGGCGGAGGCAAAAAGCCUACGACGACCAUCGGCAAGGUGCAAGCUGGGACAUUGAAGGAUCCAGGAAUCAAGGGCAAGAUUUGGGUGGCCAAGUCCACGAUCAAGGCGCCGAAGCCAGAUGAGGAGGGCGUUAGGAAUGCGAUCUUCAAGGCGAUCGAUGAUAUGAAGGAAGGUGAGGUCAACUACACCAAACCAGACCUGGUGGACACUGAGGUGGAAUGGACGGGCUAUCGACCAAAUGCUGGCAAGGAGGAAGCCUUGCCUGAUGUCAGUGAAGAGGAGAAGUAUAAGCGACUCCUAGCGGAACCCUCACGAACCAGCGAAACGACCAUACUACUAGCUAAGGAGACCCAUGGACGUGUAUGCAGCGUGCGGUACCGACUAGCACCACAAGCAGCUUUCCCAUCACAAUUACUGGACGCAUUUAUGAUGUACCUAUCUCUGCUCUAUCCACCACCAGGCUCGCUACACGAGGCAAUACCAGCAAAGAACAUCCUUAUAGCUGGAGACAGUGCAGGCGGGAAUCUUGCCUUCGCCCUUCUCCAACUUCUGCUACAACUACAUCGGACCAGCGACCAACCUAAAGUGCAGUUCCAUGAGAAGGAUGUAGAUGUCCCACUACCAGCUGGAACAUGCGCAAACUCCGGCUGGUUCGACAUAAGCCGCGCCAUGCCAUCGAUCACAAACAAUGCCAAGUACGACUAUUUACCGUCUGCGAAUCACGACGAUUCUGUGUCUCGCUUCCCAAAAGACAAUGUUUGGCCCACGAACCCUCCACGAGGUGACCUCUUCUGCGAUCUGAGUCUACUGGAUCACCCAUUGGCCUCUCCACUGGCUUCCGAGAGCUGGGAGAAGUCGCCUCCGCUGUGGAUGUGUACUGGCACAGAAUUAUUGACGGAUGAAGAUAAGGUCGUCGCAGCUCGUGCAGCAUCGCAGGGCGUGAAAGUGCAGUAUGAGGAGUACGAAGCCAUGCCGCAUUGCUUUGCUAUGCUCAUACCUUCUUUGGCAACAGCGGAAAGAUGUAUGAAGAGUUGGGGCGACUUUGCACGUAGAUGUGUUGAGGAACCGGAGAGUGUGAAGACUAAUGGGACCUUUAUCGAAGCGAAGUCUGGCAAGGAGAGUGAGGUGGAUGUGAGCAAAGUCACGGAGUUGAGUGUUGCACAAGCUAGGCAGUACAUGAAGGAAGCUAAGGAUAGGAGACUCCAAGGCUACGAGAAGGAGGGCAAGACUAUGCCGAAGCCAGCAUUGUAA
Recurvomyces mirabilis is the source of this 1407-nucleotide messenger RNA. RefSeq lists its product as uncharacterized. The transcript is spliced from 2 exons. The record is from RefSeq and is a predicted model, not a curated record. The coding region runs from base 1 to 1407 and encodes 468 amino acids. NCBI's taxonomy places the organism in Eukaryota, Fungi, Ascomycota, Dothideomycetes, Mycosphaerellales, Teratosphaeriaceae. Gene Ontology annotation, molecular function: lipase activity.